CUGGACAAUCCCGAUGAGCAGGCAGCGCAAAUAAGAAGAGAACUGGAUGGACGGCUGCAGAUGGCAGAUCAUAUCGCUCGGCUUGGAGAAAGGUUUCCGAGGUUCGUUUCCAGAGAGAUGGAGGCCAUGUACAUCGAGGAGCUGCGAUCGUCCGUCAAUCUGCUGAUGGCAAACCUGGAGAGCAUGCCCGUGUCCAAGGGGGGCGAGUUCAAGCUGCAGAAGCUGAAACGUGGACACAACACCUCUAUUAUGGACAUGGGUCAGGAGGAUGAAAACCUGCUCUCAAAGUCUGAUGUUGUCUUGUCCUUCACCCUGGAGGCCAACAAUUAUCCUAACAACUCUCUUUUCAGAGGCAUGGGCCAGUAUAGGAUAUUGCAGGCCAACAAAUAUCUCAACGACUUCCUUUUACAAAGUUGGGGAACCCAAGGUGACUUCACAACCACCCAGCCUUUACCUGCUGUGAAAGUAAAGCUGUUCACUGAAAGCACUGGAGUGUUGGCAUUGGAAGACAAGGAGCUAGGAAGGGUGGUGCUUCAUCCGACUCCCAACAGUCCCAAACAGUGUGAGCUCCAUAAAAUGACAGUUUCUAAAGGCUGCCCUGAUGACCUCAAGAUAAAACUAGCAAUCCGCAUGGAUAAGCCACAGAACAUGAAGCAUUGUGGGUAUCUUUGGGCUAUUGGCAAAAAUGUGUGGAAGAGAUGGAAGAAGAGAUUCUUUGUCUUGGUCCAGGUUAGCCAGUACACCUUUGCAAUGUGCAGCUACAGAGAGAAAAAGGCUGAGCCUGUGGAGCUUCUACAGCUGGAUGGAUAUACUGUGGACUACACCGACCCUCAGCCAGGUCUGGAAGGUGGCCGGACGUUCUUUAAUGCUGUAAAAGAGGGAGAAACUGUGAUAUUUGCCAGUGACGAUGAGCAGGAUCGCAUCCUAUGGGUUCAGGCCAUGUAUAGGGCCACGGGUCAGUCACACAAGCCAGUGCCCCCCACCCAGGUCCAGAAGCUGAACUCCAGAGGCGGAACUGCUCCACAGCUUGAUGCCCCCAUAUCUCAGUUCU
Molecule: messenger RNA, 1051 nt
Organism: Cyprinodon variegatus (sheepshead minnow)
Lineage: Eukaryota; Metazoa; Chordata; Actinopteri; Cyprinodontiformes; Cyprinodontidae
Product: calcium-dependent secretion activator 1-like
Exons: 8
Biological process (GO): synaptic vesicle exocytosis; positive regulation of exocytosis; dense core granule exocytosis
Cellular component (GO): glutamatergic synapse
Source: RefSeq, a predicted model, not a curated record